AUGAUUUUAUCAAUUUUAACUUCAUUAUCUGUCUUAAUGACAGUAACUGCCUUCAUCAGCAAUGAACAACUUUUACCCACUUUGAUUUCAAACUAUAGAGAUAGCGGUCUCAACCAAGACCAAUUAACUUAUAUCUUCCUUCAAAAUCAAGUCUUAGACAAUGAAAGCGACGAUACUACAUCGUUAUUACUUGAUAACGGAGUUGUUCUUCCCCUUACUCAACCUGCAAACGAUUCGCAUAUAGCAAGCAUCUCUAAUUGGUUUAAUGAUCAUUCUGCUGUAUUCGACAGUAAUUUGCCCUAUUAUAACUCAACUGUGGCCUAUGACAAUGGGGAAGAGGUGAAUCCUGAAGUUAUUUCUCGAUUAAGAGAAAAUUUAGGCUUCGGUACUAGUUCACUCCUGCUGACUCCAACUGCAACAAACCUAAUAUUGUUUUGGAACGCUGACAAAUACUAG
Hyphopichia burtonii NRRL Y-1933 is the source of this 456-nucleotide messenger RNA. RefSeq lists its product as uncharacterized. The coding region runs from base 1 to 456 and encodes 151 amino acids. The transcript has a single exon. The record is from RefSeq and is a predicted model, not a curated record. NCBI's taxonomy places the organism in Eukaryota, Fungi, Ascomycota, Pichiomycetes, Serinales, Debaryomycetaceae.